GACCAGUAACUACUCCUCCUUAUAUAUACAUUCAAUUCAUAUGUGAUUGAACUGUAAAAGUGCCACAAGAAGAAGCGGGUUCUGCUUAGAAAGAACAAGAAACGAUGGGAAUCUGCAGAGAUAUGGCGGGUACCCAACAAGGGCUACGAAGGAAAGGAGGAAACAGAGCUGCACUUUUUGUAUACGCUAUGGAAGGACUAGAGAACAUGGCGUUCGUUGCCAAUGCGGUGAGCCUAGUAACAUAUUUCUUUGGCUUCAUGAACUUCAGCUUAACAAAAUCUGCCACAACCUUGACCAACUUCAUGGGAACUGCAUUCUUGCUAUCUCUAGUUGGAGGAUUCAUCAGUGAUACAUGUCUGUCUAGGUUCAAAACAUGUGUUAUCUUUGCAUCCAUGGAAUUGCUGGGAUAUGGUCUGCUUACAGCUCAAGCACACUUCCAGCAGCUCAGACCAAUAUCUUGCAAGAAUGGAGCAGCAUCACAGAUGAGUCAUUGUGAUGCUGCCACAGAUGGACAGGUUGCAAUACUCUACACUGGGCUCUACCUUAUUGCAUUGGGAACUGGUGGUGUUAAGGCAGCAUUGCCAGCAUUAGGUGCAGACCAAUUUGAUGAGAAGGACCCCAAAGAGGCUCCUCAAAUGUCAAGCUUCUUCAACUGGUUCUUGUUUAGUCUAACCAUAGGAGCCAUUGUUGGUGUUACUUUCAUUGUUUGGGUCAGUACCAACCAAGGAUGGGCUUGGAGUUUUACUAUUUGCACUAUUGCAGUCUUGUUUGCAAUCAUAUUCAUAUGCAUGGGCAGGUCUUUAUAUAGAAACAAUGCCCCAAAGGGAAGUAGCCCUCUAGUUCGAAUCAUACAGGUUCUUGUAGUAGCCUUGAGAAACAGAAAAGUUCAGAUUCCAGAGAAUGCAGAAGAACUGCAUGAAAUUCAUGAAAAAGAAAGAGUGGACAAUCAUGAAAUCAUUAAAAGGACAAACCAAUUCAGAUUCUUGGACCGCGCGGCGGUUGUCACAAUCAAUGAUGGACCAUGGAAUCUGUGUACAGUGACACAAGUAGAGGAAACAAAAAUCCUAAUCAGAAUGCUACCAAUAAUACUCAGCACAAUAUUUAUGAACACGUGUUUGGCACAGCUUCAAACCUUCAGCAUACAACAAGCCGACACCAUGGACACCAACCUCCAUGGCUUCAAAGUGCCAGGUCCCUCAAUCCCAGUCAUCCCUUUGUUGUUUAUGUUCGUCCUAAUCCCUUUAUACGACCGCAUCUUCGUCCCACUGGCACGAAGAUUCACAGGGAUCCCCACAGGGAUCACACACCUUCAGAGGAUUGGAAUUGGAUUGGUUCUGUCAGCUAUUUCCAUGGCAGUGGCUGGUUUUGUUGAAACACGCCGCAAAUCGGUGGCCAUACAACACAACAUGGUAGAUAGCACAGAGGCUCUUCCAAUGAGUGUGUUCUGGAUUGGUUUCCAAUACGGCAUUUUUGGAGCUGCAGACAUGUUUACUAUCAUAGGUCUUCUGGAGUUCUUCUAUGCAGAGAGUUCAGCUGGAAUGAAAUCUUUAAGCACUGCAAUAGCUUGGUGUUCUGUGGCAUUUGGUUACUUCACAAGCACAGUGGUGGUUGAGGUGGUUAACAAAGUCAGUGGAGGGUGGCUUGCAAGUAAUAACUUGAACAGAGACAACCUUAAUUACUUCUAUUGGCUAUUGGCUGUGAUGAGUGUUCUCAACUUUGUGUUUUACUUAGUUUGUGCUUCUUGGUAUAAGUACAAAGCAGUAGAAGACAAGCACCGUGAUUCAAAAGAUAAUGCUCUUGAAAUGGUUAAUGCGUAGGCCUGCACGCUCUUCACUGUAAUUUAUAAAUUAUAUGCUGCUGUUAAUUCUUAUAAGAAGCUAGGUAAACUGUAUAACAAGGAAAUUGUUACUAUUAAUAACUGAAAAUAAUGAUUGUAGUUGGCUUUUGUGCUAUGGUUCCUAUUAAGACAGCAAUGACUAUUGGUUCCCAAAUUCAUUCCUGGAUCA
Molecule: messenger RNA, 2006 nt
Organism: Arachis stenosperma
Lineage: Eukaryota; Viridiplantae; Streptophyta; Magnoliopsida; Fabales; Fabaceae
Product: protein NRT1/ PTR FAMILY 4.5-like
Exons: 6
Coding region: 105-1817 (570 amino acids)
Biological process (GO): transmembrane transport
Cellular component (GO): membrane
Molecular function (GO): transmembrane transporter activity
Source: RefSeq, a predicted model, not a curated record